ACGUGGCUGGCCACAAGGUGGGAGCCUGCGGCGCAGACGGACUUGGAGGAGCUUCGGCCGCCCGCCGUGGGGGUGAUCCAGAGGAUGACGCCGCUCGGGUGGCUGAUAUUCCUAGCCCCCUGGGGAGUAGCAGGGGCUGAACUAGGGAGGUUCUGGCACAUCUCCGACCUGCAUCUGGACCCCAACUACACCAUGUCCAAAGACCCCCUCCAGGUGUGCCCGUCAGCCGGAUCCCAGCCUGUGCUAAACGCUGGCCCCUGGGGAGACUACCUCUGCGAUUCUCCUUGGGCCCUUAUCAACUCGUCCUUGUAUGCCAUGCAGGAGAUUGAACCAAAGCCAGACUUCAUUCUCUGGACAGGGGACGACACACCGCACGUCCCCAACGAGAGGCUAGGAGAGGCAGCUGUGCUGGCAAUUGUAGAACGCAUGACCAACCUCAUCAAGAAAGUCUUUCCAGGUCAUACUCCCGAGCCCCCAGGACCCACGAACAGAAUCACAUCACGAUGCUGA
Messenger RNA from Mus pahari (shrew mouse), 510 nucleotides. Its product is annotated as acid sphingomyelinase-like phosphodiesterase 3b. The transcript is spliced from 4 exons. The record is from RefSeq and is a predicted model, not a curated record. The coding region runs from base 85 to 510 and encodes 141 amino acids. NCBI's taxonomy places the organism in Eukaryota, Metazoa, Chordata, Mammalia, Rodentia, Muridae.